Molecule: messenger RNA, 1322 nt
Organism: Paramecium octaurelia
Lineage: Eukaryota; Ciliophora; Oligohymenophorea; Peniculida; Parameciidae
Source: the annotation of a GenBank genome assembly
AUGCAUGAACUUUUAACCUAUAGAUUAUCAUUGAUCCGAAAUAAAAAUAAUUUUGAAGAUUAAUUAAGUCUCAAAGAGAAAAUGGUAAUCUAAGCAGAGAUAGUAUUGACAUUUGCAAUCAUGAUAGAUAUAUUCAUAAGAAUAAUUGCAGAGAGAUAAGUAAUCCUGCUUAUGAAUGGUACUAGUUUUUAAGGAUAAAUGAAUAUCUUUAAUGUAGCUAUAUUCGUCUUGAUAUUGGUAUUAAUAUCCCUCUAUUGCAUUUGUAAUUCAACUUUUUAUUAAUCUAGAUAGAUCAAAGCCAAUAUUAUUGAAGCAGAUGUUAGGGUUGAUUUUAACAUUUUUAUAUUAAUUCAUUUAGAUAAUUCGAACAAUCUAUGCAAUCAAGCAGUGAAGUAUUGUGUCAAAUUUUCAGAUCUUGCAAGAUAAUGCGAUUGGAGAAUGUGAAAAAAACAUUCAUUUUGAAACCAAUUAAUUUUGAUGACUCCAGACAUUAGGCCUUUGUGUACAUUGAUGAUCACAAAGAAUCAUUUCAUUUAUUGAUUAUUCUAAAUUAUAUUUAUUGUGUAAAUUUAUAAACCCUUUCUUUCAGCUUUGGGAUUUAGACUUCAAUCAACAUAUUAUUAUCUUCGGAUUUAAUCUGCUAAGACAGCAAAUACUAUUCACAGCAAUAAAACUAUUUCCAAAAACUAUUUCACCCAAUCAGAGUCAAACUGCAAUUAAACUGCAAACAUUUAGAUCAUUUAUCAUCAGUAAAACUAUUAUAUUCAAACCUAUUGAAGAUUAAGAUUAUGAUGAAAUAAUUAAACUACUCAUGAUCAAGAUUUAUUUAGUGUUUUAUUAUUAAUUUAGAGAACAAGAAAGGACUGGAUUUGACUUAUUAUCUUUCAAAAAAAGACUACUCCUAAAUCUAAAUUUAAAUGAAAUGGAAAAAUUCAAGCUAUCCUGGCAGAUUGAACAAAACUGAAAUUCAAGGAUAGUUUAUUUCAUUUGGUUUUAGUGCUGACAAAACCUUGCAGAUAAAAUUGUUUUACAUCUUUGAUGAGGAUUCUAAUGGCACUGUUGAUUAUAAAUUACUUAUAGUAGGUUUAGAAGUGUUUAAAGAUGACCCCUAAUUGAAAAUUGAAGAAUAAUCUGCUUAAACCUUAAAAGAGUUUUUGUUUUUGAUAAAGAUGGCUCCAAUCAAGUCAGUAAAAAAAACUCUUCAACAAUUGAAAUAAAAUAUCAUUAAUAAGAAUGAUAAAAAUUAAAUAAAAAUGGUCAUAGUAGAAAUAAUCGAAUGAGUGGAUUAAGAUGAAGAUGGAGAAUUAAAUAUAGAAGAAAUA